Messenger RNA from Closterium sp. Yama58-4, 2607 nucleotides. NCBI's taxonomy places the organism in Eukaryota, Viridiplantae, Streptophyta, Zygnematophyceae, Desmidiales, Closteriaceae. The record is from the annotation of a GenBank genome assembly.
AUGGCGGACAUGGAUGGCGGGGAGGCGAAGUUGCCGGAGCUCAAACUCGAUGCGCGGCAAGCUCAAGGGUUCCUCUCCUUCUUUCGCUCGCUUCCACCCGUACCCGUCACCCUUUACAUUGCCCGUCUACGUGUCUACCUUGCGCUCCUCUUCCCUCUCCGCGUACCCCGUCCCCAGGCUCCGCACACGAUCCGCUUCUUCGACCGCCGCGACUACUACACCGUGCACGGUCCCGCCGCGCUCUUCGUCGCGCGCGCCUUCUACAAGACGCUCUCCGCCGUGCGCUACCUCUCCGCGGGCGGAGCAAGCGCGGCGGGAAGCUCAGCGGGCGCCGGCGAUUCCGCCGCGCUCCCCAGCGUGAGCGUCAACCGCAGCAUGUUUGAGUCGAUCCUCCGCCACUUGCUGCUAGAGGAAGGCGGAACCAGCGGAGGCGGAGCGGGGGGAACAGGCGGGGAAGGUAGUGGCGGAGACGGCGGGGGUAACAGCGCCGUUUCCACCGGGUAUUCAACUGUGGAGCUUUACGAGGGCGGCGGUGCGAGCUGGCGGCUCGCGCGGGCCGCCACGCCGGGGCGGCUGACGGCCUUCGAGGACGUGCUGUUCGCGACGCGCGAUAUGGGCGACUCGCCGACGGUAUGCGCCGUGAUCGUCGCCACGAGCGGCGGCGGAGGAGGCGGCGCGAAGGACGGCGAGCGGCGCGUGGGGCUAGCGUUCGUGGAUCUGACGAAGCGCGCGUUGGGAAUGACGGAUUUUCUGGACGACGAGCAGUACACGUGUCUGGAAUCCGCGCUAGUGGCACUGAGCUGUCGGGAGUGCGUUGUUCCGCAGGAAGGGGGCGGGGGGAGCGGAGGGGGAGGCGGAGGCGGGGGAGCGGAGAAGAAGGGGGUCAAGUCGCUCGAGGCGCGGAGAUUAAGAGACGUGAUGUCGCGAUGCAACGUGCUUAUAGUUGAGCGGAAACGGGCGGAAUUUAAACCGCGCGACGUGGAGCAAGACCUGGGGAGGCUCCUUAGGGGGACGAGCAGCGCAGGGGGAAGGGGCGCAGGCGGAGGCGGAAGCGGAGGCGGAGGGGGAGGGGGAGGCGGAGGGAGGAUGACGGGAGCAGCGGGAGGAGGGGGACGAGGGGGAGGAAGCCAGAAAGUUACUGUAGACUCUGAAAUCGCAGGGGCUGCGAUGGCUGCUGUACUCGCUUAUGCUGAUCUGUUAGCAGACGAUAGUAACUACGGUCGCUACACUCUCCUCCCUUAUAGCCUCCACACGCACAUGCGCCUCGACGCGACCGCCCUCCGCGCUCUCAACGUCACCGAAUCCAAAACGGACGGAAAUAGAAACUUUUCCUUAAUGGGACUGAUGAACCGCACGUGCACGGCGGGCAUGGGGAAAAGGUUAUUAAACCGGUGGCUGAAGCAGCCGUUAGUGGAUGAGGAGGAGAUUAAGUUUCGGUUGGAUGUGGUGCAAGCGUUUGUGGAGAGUGGUGGGAUGAGGCAGGAGGUGCGGGGGCAUUUGAGACGCAUGCCGGAUAUAGAAAGGCUGACGAGAAGGUUGGAGAUGAGACGAGCUGGGCUGCAAGACGUGGUUAAGCUGUAUCAGGAGGUGCGGAGGCAUUCGAGACGCAUGCUGGAUAUAGAGAGGCUGACGAGACGGCUCGAGAUGAGACGAGCUGGGCUGCAGGACGUGGUUAAGCUGUACCAGGAGGUGCGGGGGCAUUUGAGACGCACGCCGGAUAUAGAAAGGCUGACGAGAAGGUUGGAGAUGAGACGAGCUGGUCUGCAGGACGUGGUUAAGCUGUACCAGGCCAGCAUUCGCCUUCCAUUCAUCCGGGAGGUGCUUGAAACCCACGGAGGCUCGUUUCGGCCAAUGCUGCACGAGAGGUUCGGUGCGAGCCUGCUCGAGUGGUGCGGGGCGGAACACUUAGCUAAGUACGAGGGGCUGGUGGAAGCAGCAGUGGACUUAGACGCUCUGCAGUCAAACGGAGAGUACUUAAUAGCUCCUGGUUACGACCCAAGUUUAGGAGAGAUUAAGGAGGAGAGGGAGGGGGUUGAAGCAGAAGUGCAGAGAGCGUUGCAGCAAGCAGCAAACGACUUAGGCCUUAUAGUGGAUAAGACGAUUAAAUUAGAUAAGACGGCGCAGGCAGGGUAUUGCUACAGGAUAACAAAGAAAGAGGAGACGAACGUUAGGAAGAAGCUGAAUUCGUCGUAUGUGACUCUCGAGACGAGGAAGGACGGAGUUAAGUUCACUAAUGCGAAGCUUAGGAGGCUGAGCGAGCGCCACGUGGCGCUCACUGAUUCGUACAUGGCGGCUCAGCGGGAGCUGGUGAACAAAGUGGUGGAAGUGGCUCAGACGUUCUUGGAGGCAUUGGAGAUUCAAGCUUUAGGCCUAUCAUUGCCUUCAUUGCAUUUCAUCUUCCCCUCAUGCCAACACGUGUUUGAGGGGCUGACAGCGCUCAUCCCCGAGAUGCCCGAGAUGGACGUGGUUCAAGGCUUUGGCUUUGCACACACACACAUCAUGCACAUCACUCAACCUCCAGCCUAUGCGCUCUGCCCUCCCCACCCCUCAUGCCAACACGUGUUUGAGGGGCUGGAAGCGCUGAUCGCUGAGAUUGACGUGCUUUAG